This is a messenger RNA of Gossypium arboreum, 3711 nucleotides long. RefSeq lists its product as uncharacterized. Gene Ontology annotation, molecular function: nucleic acid binding; zinc ion binding. Gene Ontology annotation, biological process: DNA integration. NCBI's taxonomy places the organism in Eukaryota, Viridiplantae, Streptophyta, Magnoliopsida, Malvales, Malvaceae. The record is from RefSeq and is a predicted model, not a curated record.
AUGUCACAAGAAUCUGAUCCUAACAUGGAAGAUCAUCCUGUACAACAACCUGUUCGCAACGUCCCAGAUUUGAACAUGCAAGCAUUAUUACGAGAGAUGGAAAGACUUUUAGAUAGAAGAUUAAAUCCCCUUGGAGAUCGUCUAUUCCAAGUCGAAGCAAGAGAGCAACGCGAAAGAACUCCUGAAGUUGUCCGACCUAGACGGGAGAGGCCAAAUCAACAACGGGAAAGACGAAGAGAUCAAGAUGAUGCUGUAAAUGAUCAUAGUGAUCUUGAAAGUGGUCAAGAUUCGAAUGCAAGUAAUCGCCGGAGGGAACCACGACACCGAGAUCGGAGACGUGAAGAUGAUGAUCUUAAGAACAUCAAACUUUCUAUACCACCGUUCCAAGGUAGAUCAGAUCCGGAGGCCUAUCUUGAGUGGGAAAAGAAGAUCGAGUUGGUGUUUGAUUGUCAUAACUAUUCAGAAAACAAAAAGGUGAAGUUAGCAGCAAUUGAAUUUUCGGAUUAUGCCAUGAUUUGGUGGGAUCAACUAACUACUAGCCGGAGACGUAAUGGAGAACAACCGAUCUCUACAUGGAUUGAGAUGAAGGCAGUCUUGAGGCGACGAUUUAUCCUUUCUUACUACCACCGGGAGUUGCACCAAAAACUUCAAAAUUCACAAGGGACCAAAAGCGUCGAAGACUACUACAAGGAGAUGGAAAUUGCAAUGAUUCGGGCAGAUGUUCAAGAGGAUUCUGAAGCAACGAUGGCACGAUUUUUGGCCGGAUUAAACUGAGACAUUGCGAAUGUCGUCGAGCUUCAGCACUAUCUUAAAGUGGUGGACAUGGUUCAUAUGGCUAUCAAGGUAGAAAAGCAACUUAAGCGUAAAGGCUCAAAUCGAGGUUUUUCCACUUCUAACACAUCCAAGUGGGGCCAAAGUUCAAGUAGAGGUUUUUCAACAUCUCAAGGAAAGGAUUCUAUGGCACUUUCGAAACCAAACAAGCCUAAUAUCAAAACAAACAAAGGUAAGGCACCCGAGGUUUCUAUCAAUCGUAAUCGUGAUGUUAAAUGUUUCAAAUGUCUAGGAAGGGGACACAUAGCCAGUCAGUGCCCAAAUCGAAGAACUAUGGUGAUUCGUGCCGAUGGUGAAAUCGAGACGGAGGAUGAAGAAGAAAAGGAGUCUGAAUCAGUUUCUGAAACUGAGGAGGACUUAGAACAACCUGUGGAAGGUGAACUACUCGUUGUUAAACGGAGUCUUAGUCUCCAAGGCAUGGAUAAUGAGCUACAACGGGAGAACAUAUUUCAUACCCGAUGCUUGGUUGGAGGAAAAGUCUGUUGUGUCAUCAUUGAUGGUGGUAGUUGUACAAACGUAGCAAGUACAAUGAUGGUUGAAAAACUCAGUUUGCCAACUACUAAGCAUCCGAGCCCCUACAAACUUCAGUGGCUCAAUGACGGUGGAGAACUUAAAGUGACCAAGCAAGUACUAGUUUCUUUCACCAUUGGAAAGUACUUGGACGAAGUGUUAUGUGACGUUGUUCCAAUGCAUGCGGGCCAUCUACUCCUUGGACGUCCGUGGCGGUUUGAUCAUGAGUGCUACGACGGGUAUACCAAUCGGUAUAUUUUCAAGUUUAUGGGAAAGAAUGAUUUUAAAGAUGUUUUCCCGGAGGAAGUCCCAAAUGGUUUACCACCGCUUCGUGGAAUUGAACAUCAAAUAGAUUUUAUACCGGGAGCUGCUAUCCCAAACCGUCCCGCUUAUCAAGCCAAUCCAGAAGAGACUAAAGAAUUGCAACAGCAAGUCAAUGAUCUGUUGCAAAAAGGUUACGUUAGAGAGAGUCUUAGUCCUUGUGCUGUACCUGUUUUACUAGUACCGAAAAAAGAUGGAACAUGGCGAAUGUGCGUAGAUUGCUUUGCGGUUAGCGCGGAAGGUCUCGAAGUAGACCAAGAAAAGAUCAAGGCCAUUCAAGAUUGGCCAAGGCCAACUAGUAUUACGCAAGUCCAGAGUUUUCAUGGCCUAGCAAGUUUCUACCGACGAUUUGUUCCUAAUUUCAGCACCAUUGCUGCUCCUCUUACGAACGUCAUUAAGAAGAACUCUACUUUCUUUUGGAAUGAUGAGCAAGAAAAGUCGUUUUUCAAAAUUAAGAAUUUUCUUACUAACGCUCCUUUACUUGCUCUUCCAGAUUUUUCGAAGAUUUUCGAGAUUGAGUGUGAUGCCUCAGGCGUUGGAAUAGGUGCUGUUUUAACACAAGAAGGACGACCUGUGGCUUAUUUUAGCGAAAAGAUUAGUGGAGUUGUACUCAACUAUCCUGUAUAUGAUAAAGAGAUGUACGCGCUCAUACGAGCUCUUGAGACAUGGCAACAUUAUUUAUGGCCAAAGGAGUUUGUUAUACACUCCGAUCAUAAAGCUUUAAAGCACAUCAAAGGUCAGCACAAAUUAAAUCGACGUCAUGCAAAAUGGGUGGAGUUUCUUGAAUCAUUUCCUUAUGUUAUAAAAUACAAAAAAGGUAAAGAUAACAUAGUGGCUGAUACACUUUCGAGAAGGUAUGAAGGCUUUCUUUUCAAAGAAAGUAAACUCUGUGUUCCUUGUGGCUCUGUUCGAGAUUUAUUAGUGCACGAAGCCCAUAGUGGCGGACUUAUGGGACACUUUGGAGUCAACAAGAUGCUUGCAACACUUCAAGAACACUUCUAUUGGCCGCGAAUGCGCAAAUAUGUGGAACAAGUUUGCAAGAGGUGUAUAGCUUGUAAAAAGGCUAAAACAAAGGUUCAACCCCAUGGUUUAUAUACGCCAUUACCUAUUCCUGAAGCCCCGUGGGUUGAUAUCUCCAUGGACUUUGUUUUUGGACUACCGCGCACAAAAAUGGGGAAGGAUUCUAUCUUUGUGGUUGUUGAUCGUUUUUCAAAAAUGUCUCAUUUUAUUGCUUGCACUAAAACUGAUGACGCUGUUCAUGUUGCAAAUUUGUUUUUCAGAGACAUUGUACGACUUCAUGGUAUUCCUCGUACUAUUGUGUUGGAUCGUGAUGCAAAAUUUUUGAGCCACUUUUGGAGGUCUUUGUGGGGAAAAUUAGGAACCAAAUUAUUAUUCUCUACCACCAGCCACCCCCAGACCGAUGGUCAAACGGAAGUCAUCAAUAGAGUAUUGUCUACAUUACUACGGGCCAUCAUCCGUAAAAAUUUGAAGUCUUGGGAAGAUUGCUUACCACAUAUCGAGUUUGCUUACAACCGCUCCAUCCAUUCUGCUACAAAAUAUUCGCCUUUUGAAAUUGUAUAUGGUUUCAAUCCAUUGACACCUUUAGAUUUAUUACCUUUGCCUACUGAUCGACUGUGGGUUUGGGUUCACAUGCGCAAGGAGCGUUUUCCAGCUCAACAAAAAUCAAAAUUAUUACCUAGAGGAGACGAUCCUUUCCAAAUUCUUGAGCGCAUAAAUGAAAACUCUUACAAACUCGAUUUGCCUGGUGAAUUUAACGUUAGUGCAACUUUUAAUGUGUCAGAUUUAACCCCUUUUGAUACAGAUUUUGACUUAAGGACAAGUCAUUUCAAAGAGGGGGGGAAUGAUACGAUCGCGACCUGGAGUGCAUCAAGUUCGAGCAAGGACUCAAUGGUGCUGCCUCAAGGACCAAUUACGCGAGCUCGAGCUAAGCAAUUCAAGGAGGCCGUUUCAGCCUUGGUUAACCAAGUGUGGGGCGAGGCUUUGACUCGAUCUCGCCAUUUGGCUGCACCACCAUCACUCGAUGUUUAG